Oppiella nova is the source of this 480-nucleotide messenger RNA. The record is from the annotation of a GenBank genome assembly. NCBI's taxonomy places the organism in Eukaryota, Metazoa, Arthropoda, Arachnida, Sarcoptiformes, Oppiidae.
AAACGAUUCAAUACUUCGCGUCAAUAUGAGAGACACGAGUGAAGCGCCGGCAGUCGAAGUGGUCGUCCAAUCGGGGGUUGAUAUCAAUGCGAUGAAGAUUUACCACAAGUCUGUCCAACCGUUGGGAACCAAUAAAUGUGUCCAUCAUUUAUGUCCACAACUGUGUCUGCCCUCCAGUUAUCACGAGAGGCAAUACACGUGCGGUUGUCUACCGUUCCACACAUGGGAUGGGAAUACCUGUGUGUUUACGGGUGUCGAGGAGACGGCUAUUUCUAGGGCCUGCAUUAAUAAGGCUCCCAAUUAUGCAUGGCUUUCCAUUGAUGUCCAAUGUUUUGGCAAAAUUGAGAAGAGGUAUACCUUCGAGAGACUCAAAUGAAUGGCGAUUUAUGAGUGGAUUCUCACCAUUUUAUUCAUAAUUAUAUCUAUAUUUUUGCUACAUUAAGCAUAUGAUAAUUCAAAAUAUAUUGUAUAUUAAGGCAC